Molecule: messenger RNA, 1023 nt
Organism: Aedes albopictus (Asian tiger mosquito)
Lineage: Eukaryota; Metazoa; Arthropoda; Insecta; Diptera; Culicidae
Product: protein FAM177A1
Exons: 2
Coding region: 211-789 (192 amino acids)
Source: RefSeq, a predicted model, not a curated record
UAGAACAUUCAGAACAUUGCACCAUAGUUUCCAAACAAAAACAAAAACGCAGUGCGAAAAAAAAACGGCAUCACAGGACAUUGUACGUUGUGUCCUUGGAGAGUCUAGUCAAUCAACUUUAGUAGAGCUGAAACUAUUUCGCAAAAAUAUAUUCUAAUCGUACGUUUCAGGACUUUCUAUCGUUGAAAAGUGAAAAUUUGCGUCCAUAAGAUGACCAAAGUGGAUAUACCGUUGAAAAAUAAGGUCGACGCGUCGGCUAAUUUUAUCCAGAACGAAAAAGACAUAGAGGUACAGGUGCGAGCACCGAAAAGGGUGUUGCACUUUAGCGAUGGGACACUGGAGGAAUUUAGCGACGAUGAGCAGGACCAGGUGGACGGGUGCGGCCAGGAUGCUUCCGUGACGGAUGUCGAUGAGUCCAAAAUGAACUGGGGCGAUUGGAUGCUGCACAAGACGUGCAAACUGGGCAGUUCGGUCCUGGCUGGUUGCGAUUACGUUGGCGAAGGACUUGCAUCGUUCCUCGGUAUCACCACACCCAAGUACAGUUUCGAAAUUGAAGAAUUCAAACGGAUGCAGGCGGAGCAAAAUGCCGAAGAUCAGGCGAUCAAAAACUUCGUGGAACAAAAUCGACCAAACGGAACCACUGCAGUUGGCGAGCCAUCGGACGAAAGUCGGCCGACUGCUGUUACUCCUGCAAUCUCAAAGACGACCACGACGCCAACCAAUGUUGUCAAGAGUGCUCCUGCAGCAGGAACGAGAAUUGCUGUGAGCAAUGAGAUUGAAAAAUAUUAAUUUAAACACUGUGCAAUGUGAAUCUAAGUUAGGACACCAAAUGAGCACACAUUUAAGUCAGUUGUAAUCAUUUAGUUAAGUAAGCGGAAUAUAAAGAUUGUAUAUUUAUUGACAACCAAAUAAGAUGGACAGUGCAAUUUGCUAAUAUGCAGAGGUAGGUUUGCAUUUCUGAUGAAAUAUUGUAUAUUAUCUUUGAUAUGAGUAUAAUAAAUAAAGUUUUAUUGACUAUACUGU